AUGGCCGUUAUAAAGCUGUCAAAUUAUUUUAUCUACCCACCGNAGGCCUACACAGAUAUGACUGCAAAAGCACCGUCUCUAUGCGGCCUUGUUCGCAAGACUGUCAAAGAAGAGGGUCUGUUUGCUCUUUAUAAAGGUGUUAAUCCAACUGCAUUACGAGCAGCUGUUGUAUGUGGUGUCGAGCUCCCUGUCUACGACAUUUCCAAAAAGUGGUUGAUCCUUUCCGGCUGGAUGGGAGACACAAAAGAAUGCCAUUUUGUUGCCAGUUUUGCUGCCGGUCUUGCUGGAGCACUGUUCAGCAAUCCCAUUGAUGUGAUAAGGACCCGAUUGUUGAAUCAACGUCGCGCAUUGACUAGUUCUCUAAACCCGCAACUACAUACUCAUCUGUACAAGAACGCGUUCGAUUGUUUCUUUCGAACCGUCCGUAACGAAGGAAUAUUGGCCCUGUGGAAAGGUUUUACUCCAAACUGGCUUCGAUUGGGUCCGUGGAACAUCAUAUUCUUCAUGACUUUCGAACAACUUGGUCAUUUGUCUUUUUGA
Messenger RNA from Echinostoma caproni, 540 nucleotides. NCBI's taxonomy places the organism in Eukaryota, Metazoa, Platyhelminthes, Trematoda, Plagiorchiida, Echinostomatidae. The record is from the annotation of a GenBank genome assembly.